AUGACUGCCGUCCUGGCAGAAGUUCCUAUUGUUGCAGAUGGUGAAUUCGUUGUGGGAAUGAAAUUCAGUUCUAGAGAAGCUGUUAUUAAGGCGAUGAAGGAGUAUACCCUUCGAAGAAGUGUAGACUACCGUGUGUAUGAGUCGGAGCCGUUGACAUUUUAUGCCAAGUGUACACAGUAUGGGUCAGGGUGUGGUUGGCUUAUCAGAGUUAGCAUGAUCAGCAGAAAGUACUGUUGGGUUAUUAGGAGGUACAACGGCAGUCACACUUGUACCAGAGCAACCAUUUCUCAGGAUCAUUCAAAGCUGGAUUCAAAUACAAUUGUAGAAGUCAUAAAGCUGUUGGUUGAGGCUGACCCCUCGUUAAAGGUAAAAUCAGUUAUUGCAGAAGUGCAAUCGAAGUUCAACUACACCGUCAGUUAUCGAAAAGCUUGGUUGGCUAAGCAAAAGUCAAUUGAGAAAAUAUUUGGAGGUUGGGAAGCAUCCUACAAAGUGUUGCCCAUAUGGUUCGAGGCCAUGUGUCAUAAGGAGUCAUCAGUUGUCAUACAUUUUGAGACUAUGCUUGCAUAUCAAGGGGAUGACUUGGUAAGUGAUAUCCGUGUAUUGCAUCGAGUAUUCUGGAGCUAUUACCCCUACAUUAGAGCAUUCAGACAUUGUAAGCCAGUUGUCAAGGUGGACGGGACUCACUUGUACGGAAAGUAUAAGGGUUGCUUGUUAGUGGCCGUUUCCCAGGAUGGUAACAACAAUAUCGUUUCGAUUGCAUUUGCUAUUGUCGAGGGAGAGACUUAUAAUGCGUGGCACUUUUUUCUUAGUAACCUGCGUCAACAUGUUGUGACUCGGGAUGGUGUGGGACUGAUAUCGGAUCGACAUAAAUCCAUAAAUGCAGCUGUGGAACGCAGAUAUUCUAGGACAGUUCGUGAGUAUGAAGUGCGUUACCAGCGUUUACGAGAGCGGGGAGAGGCGUACACUAACUGGUUAAACCGUAUUUCCCGCGAACAGUAUGCGUUGGCAUUCGACGGUGGUUACCGAUGGAGUCACAUGACGACUAAUCUAGUGGAAUGCAUCAACUCAGUCUUGAAGGGUGCACGCAAUCUUCCCAUCACUGCACUUGUGAAAGCAACAUUCUACAGGCUUAAUGAGUUGUUCACAUAA
This is a messenger RNA of Arachis stenosperma, 1149 nucleotides long. RefSeq lists its product as uncharacterized. The record is from RefSeq and is a predicted model, not a curated record. Lineage: Eukaryota; Viridiplantae; Streptophyta; Magnoliopsida; Fabales; Fabaceae. The transcript is spliced from 2 exons. The coding region runs from base 1 to 1149 and encodes 382 amino acids.